This is a messenger RNA of Panthera uncia (snow leopard), 26366 nucleotides long. RefSeq names its product ribosomal protein S6 kinase A5 (gene RPS6KA5). Lineage: Eukaryota; Metazoa; Chordata; Mammalia; Carnivora; Felidae. The record is from RefSeq and is a predicted model, not a curated record. The transcript has 17 exons. Bases 21330 to 23492 code for a protein of 720 amino acids. Gene Ontology annotation, biological process: intracellular signal transduction; regulation of DNA-templated transcription; protein phosphorylation. Gene Ontology annotation, molecular function: protein serine/threonine kinase activity; magnesium ion binding; ATP binding.
UAUGCUUUUGCUUAGCUAUUGCCUAGUUGCUAUGCUUUUUUAUGUGAAAUCUUAAUCUUUUUAUUUUCCAUUUUUUUGGAGUCAAUUUCAGUAUCAUAAAUAAGGGCAGCUUAGCAAAGUAGAAAGGCCUUUUUAAAAGCUAGUAUGUUUUUCAUCUUCAUUUUAGUAACUAUUGAAAUGGAAGGCUAUAAUAAGGCAAAUAAUAGGAAAGCAGAAUAGAAUUUUUUAUGUCACUUCCCACAAGGAGUCUAUGGGUAUUCAGUUUUUAAUUACUGUAAUAUUCCUUUAAAGUUCCCUUUUGCAGGCACAUAGCAGAGAAAGGAAAAAUCUUCAUCAGUGGUUAAUCUUCUUUUACCAUGGGUGUCCUUGACUUAUUUAAAAAAAAAGAGUUUAUGCUUAUCAACUUACUGUUGUCUAGAUAUUUUAGAUACUUUAGAAUUUGCCUGUUUAUCUUCCUGAUUUAUAGCCCCAAAUAAGAACAACUAUAAAUCCAAAAUAAAAUAAAUACUUUCCUUUAUUACCCCUUCAGAUAUACUGAUGUUAAGCAGGUAAUUAAUAACAUGUAAAUUUAUAUGUAGAUAAAGAUCUCUGGGUAUAUGAAUGUCAACCUAUGUAUGCAUAUAUUAGCGGUUUCCUUUAUUAAAAUCAUGUAAUUCUCUUCAUAAGGGUAUUAUGGAUACUGUUAUCUUCCAUAAUUUAAAGUUUGUAAUAGGCUUGCAUUGGCAAUAGCUAAAUCUGUUUGAUGGGAAUUUUUCUUUUUCUUUCCUUUUUUUUUUCUUUUUAGAGAGUAUGUGUGCUUAUGUAAGUGGGGAGAGGGGCAAAAAGAGGGGAGGGGAGAGAAUCUUAAGCAGGCUCCAUGCUCAGUGUGGAGCCCAAUGUGGAGCUUGAUCCUAUGACCCUGGGAUGAUGACCUGAGCUGAAAUCAAGAGUUGGAUGCUCAACUGACUGAGUCACCCAGGCACCCUUAUUUAAUGGGAAUUCUUAAUAAAGCAUUUUAGUUUCUGUCAUUUGGUCAACUAAAAUAUUGCAUGUAUUGGACAGGCUUAUUUGGAUUUACUGCAUGUCAUUUGAAUUUCAUUAGAUUAUGAUUUCUUUAAUUUUAAUAUUAAGAGUCAAUCUAGUUUUCACAUACUAAGAAGUACAUUGUCUUAUUGCUGUUAACAGUAUUGGGCAUAUUUUAGGUUUAAGAUGCAGUUUCUAUUGUAGAGAUUUCUGAUUCUCCUGCUGGCACAAGACAGGUGCAUUUGUAGUUGGGUGGAGUCAUGUGACUAGUUCAGGUCAACGAAAUUGAUCAGAAGUUACAGGUAAGACUUCAGGCCUGUGUAUUUAAUUACCGGUAUGACACCCUUCAAAGCUUUUAUUCCCACUGCUUCAGCAACUGACAGUACUUUAGAUGGUGGCUUCUUUGUAAUCCCAGGUACUGUAGUAGAAGAUAUGGAACAGGUAAGUCACGAUGCACAUGAAAAAUGAAUAAAAUAAACUGUGGUUUUGAGCCACUGAAAUUUCAGGAUAAUAUGUUAUGGCAAUAUAAUUUAGGUGAUUCUAAGUGAUAAAACCUCCUAUAGGGAAAGUGUUAUAUGAAGGCUUUCAGAAUUUUUUAAGACUAUAAAGCUGCAAAGAAUCCACCAUUUUUUAACAGGAAAAGGAUGCUGACAUUUAGCUUUACAUUGAGGGUCAGGUGGAGAUGGGUUGGAAGGUUUUUAACUUUUGGAACACCUCUAAGUGACUCCCAGACCAAGCUGGAAACUUCCUAGUUGCCUUGAAGAAUUUUUAGGGGGAUGGGGGGAGGACUUCAGAAAUGACACUUUAACCAUGAGCAAGGAUAAAUCUUUUAGGUUUGGAGGAUAAUGACAGUUGUCUGAUUGCAAAUCUCCAUUAUACAUCCCUCCUGCAAAAAAACCCCACACCCCAUAAUAUUAAUUAGAAGCUCAGAUAAAACCAUCUAUGAUGCUUAUCUUCAGCUUUGCUGGGAGAUAGGGAAUACCAUAAUAUUCAGAUUAUAUCCAAGGAGGGAAGGAAAAAUAGCACCAAAUUCCAGCAGAGCUCUUGCAACAGCAAUCCUGUGGGGCAUAGAGUGGGAGAGGGGAGUCUUAAGAGACUCUGAAAAAAAAGAAGCACAGAAAACCGAAGCAAAACACAGGCAAAAAAAUCGCUCUCAGAAAGAGAGUGUCAACAGUAUGUUGCAAAAUACUGAUCCCCAUCCCUGGUGCUUGGUAGCUCACAGCUUUGGCCACGGAAAGGGCUUGAAGUGAAGAGGAUCAGAAGUGGCAGUGUUAAAGAACUGCUUCUAUAGGAAAAUAGAUAAGGAAGAAGUGAGCACCUUGGGAAUGUGGCUAGUGAAGAGAAAGAAAGAAAAGGAGAAAAUAACAGACCUUGCAGAAACAAGAUAACUUAACCUGUCAGUGCCUUGCUGUCAUCCAUUACACAGUGAACCCCACUAAACUUAUAGGCCUCUUUUACACCACCAGGAACCCUGUACACCAAAUACCUAAAUAUAGAAAAAAAAAAAAGAAUACAAAACUACUAUAAAAGGAAAAUAGAAAAUGUAAAUCAAAACAUUCCUACUGAUGCAGUCCCCCCUAAAUCCAGCAGCUAUGCAAAAGAAACACAGAAUACAAUACUCCUAACUGAAUAAAUAUCCAUAGAAAAGCACCAGAUGAUAUUAAAAAAACCUUAAAUCAUAUAUUCAAAAACAAAACAAGAAAUGGGCAAAAAAGCAAAAACCAAAAAAACUAGGGGAACUGCAAUGAGAGUUGAUCAAACUUAGGGAGAAAAAAAAAAAGAAAAAAGAAGGAAGGAAAAGACAGAAUCAUUUUGGAAAUGAAGACUAAAUAACAAAAACACCAAAGAAGAAUAGAGCCACAUGAAAAUUAAUAGGAGGUAUUGAAGAAAGCAGGGAAACAAAUUGCUAAAAAUUAGAUUAAGAAAGAAAAAAGGUCAGAGAUAAAGUAGUUGAAAUAGAGGACAAAGAAGAUGUAGCAUGUUCAACUAGAGUCCUAAGAGAAGAAAAAUGAACUAUCUAGGAAAUAUAGUUCCAAAAAUCAAAGAAUACUUGAGCCUACACAUUGCAAUGGCCACUGGGUUACUGGGAAAAACUGAUGAUAUAAUGAUCAGCUCCCAUAGUGAACAGCUCUGAGACGUAUCUUAGUAAUACCACUAGACUUUAAAGAUUAAAAAAAUUCUCAGAGCUUCAGGCCAAAGGAUCAAAUAAAUUACACAAUUGUAGGAUAAUUAGCUGGCAUCAGGCUUCUCAAAAGCAACACACAUGGCAUGGCAACUCUGGAGCAACUUUUAAAAGAGAAAACUACUUAAGGAAAGGAAGUGCAAAGAAGAAUUAUAUACAACCAACUGCCUUCAUGAUUGAGGUUAUAGAGAAAGUUUUGAGUAUGCAAGAACUCAGAGAAUACCUACACAAGUGGUCCUCCUGAGGAAUCUGUUGGAUUGAGUUUCAUCCAAAUAGAUUGGGGAAAAGGACUGAUGAUGAGCCCGUAAUAUUUAUUUAUAGAGCUGAGACUGAAAGAAGAUGGGGCCACAGAUAGAAGAAAAGCAUGUGAACCUUAAAGUUUUAUUUUGUAUAUAACUAUUUGUAAUUUGUAUCACCUAAGAACGCUUAGAGCAUAAGUUUGUGAACAUAUUUGUUCCCAAUUUUAGAUUCAAUUUUAAUUUUUCUUGACAUUACAGAAAAAAUCUAGUUUUUCACAAUGAAACACACAGAAGCAGAACUAAGAAACCAUGCAAACCAUGUACACAUUCUCAGAUUCAAGUAUUUAUUUCCAAGCUAAAAAGGUGGUGGGAAAGGGGUGUAGGACCUGCCUCCUCAAAUUGCUCAGCCUCUUUUUCUGCUUCAGCCUCUACAUCAAGUAUCCUCUAGUUGCCGACAUUCUGACAUUUCUUGAGCAUUCAGGUUGUUUGCUGGGAAGUGGCUUGGUAAUGGCAUAUGGCAGACCAUCUAGAUACAUGGACAUCAUUGGUGUACUUCACAUUCCAUUGGUUCAACAUUAUAAUAUUUGGAUUUCAUCAUUCAGCAUUAGAUCAUUACUCUUGUACUCAUCAUGUUCUUUUAUUUCUGGGUGAGUUGGCCAUAUGCGUUUUGGUUCAUUUGGAAUGACUUAAACCAGUAAAUAAAUUGAAGGUCAAAUAAUUUCAUAUAGAAUAAUUUUCUACAUUAGCAAAUUGUAAGCAAAUAGUUUACACCCACUGAAUGAGGCAUCUCUUAUAGUAUUUUGGAACACAUACCACAUGUGUAUACAGUGUAUGUCCAUGUACAACAUAAGUCCAUAUAGAACAUAAGUAUACAAAUAUAUGUACAGAAGACUUAAAUAUAUAUGUAAUGGCAUAAAUAUACAUUCCCCAGCUCUGUUUGUGAAAAGGCCUAGAAGGCAAGAUCUCCCAGUAGCAGUGAGCACACCUGGCACCCAGAUUUUGGCUUCUAAUGCCAUUUACCAUUAAAAGGAAUCAAGGCUACUUGUAAGAGAAAGCAAAGAAAUGCUAAGAAGAAAGGAAGAAAAUAAAUGAAGGGGUCAUGUCAGGACACAGAAGCCAGCUUGCAGAUGCUUCUACCAACCAAAUCUGGGUCCAUUUGUGCAGGAAAAUAAUUGACAGGAGUGAAUUUUAAGGCACUGAAAAAAUGGUAAUCCACGAAUUGUCUGAUGAUAGAUAGAUAGGAAGAAGGGAGGACUCUUCUUGCAAUACAGUGCUAACUGGUAGACAUAGAGGGGCAUGGAAGAGGUGGAAAAUUAUUAUUAUAAAAAAGUAUUAUUUUGUAACCAUUAUAGCAAAGAUUGGUUUAGGCAAGAAUCAAUGGAUGCUAAAUCUAGGUGUGGGAGUUUGAUGAGGAAUGGGAUAUUUUGACGGCCCUGUAGUGUCUCUCCACAGAUUUCUCAUUGCAAAAGGGAAAUUAGUACCUUUAUAAUGGAGAAACUGGACAGCACCUUGACUUGGUGAUCAAAACUAACGUUGCCAAGGCACCUGGCUGGCUCAGCAAGUAUAGCAUGCGACUCUUGAUCUCAGGGUCUUGAGUUUGAGCCCUAUGUUGGGCAUGUAGCCUACUUAAAAUUAGAAAUAAAUAAAAUGGGGGUGCCUGGGUGGGUCAGUUGGUUAUGCGACUUUGGCUUAGGUCAUGUGGGUUUGAGCCCCAUGUUGGGUUCUGUGCUGACAGCUCAGAACCCGGAGCCUGCUUCAAAUUCUGUGUCUCCCUGUCUCUCUGCCCCUCCCCUGCUCACACUUUGUCUCUCAAAAAUAAAUAAAAAACAUAAAAAAAAAGAAAGAAAGAAAAAAUAAAACUAAUGCCACCAAUGAGACUGACAUUGUCUCCUUCUGGUUGUGAUACCCUGAGAAGCACGCAUCACUUAAGUAGUAUUCCAGCUGGGCAUGUACAACCUGAAUCAUGAGCAGACUUCAGUCAAACAAAAUUCUGUUUGAAUAAAAAAAAUUAAAUAGUUAUAUUCUUCAAAAAACAUCAGUUAUACAAGACCAAGGUUGAGGAAAUCUUUUGGAUUAAACAAGACUAAAGAGACAUGACAAAAUAAGUGCAAUAUGUGAUUGUAUACUAGAUUCUACACUCAAGGAAAAAGUGCUAUUAAAGAAUGUAUUAGUCAAGGGUCUCCAGAAAAACAGAACCAAAAGUGUGUGUGUAUGUGUGUGUGUGUGCACAUGUGUCUAAAGAGAUCUAUUUUGAGUAAUUGGCUCGUGAUUAUGGAGGCUAGCAAAUCCAAAAUGUACAAGGGUGGGCUAGCAGCUGGAGGCUGAGGAGAACUGAUGUUCCAAGUCUAGUCUGAGGGAGUCUGCUGGAGAAUUCUCUCUUCCCCAGGAGAGGCUGGUCUCUUUGUUCUAUUCAGGCUUUCAACUGAUUAGAUGAGGCCCACUUACAUUGUGGAGGGCAGUCUGCUUUACUCAAAGUACGUAGAUUUAAAUGUUAAUCAAAAACACUGUCACAGAAACCCAGAAUAAUGUUUGACUGACCAAAUAUCUAUGUAUAUCUCCUUAAAUCAUACUUAAUCUCCAAGUAAAGACAAUAACAAGGUCAAGGUUCCCAUUAACAUGAUACAACUAUCCUGUGUACAACAGAAAACAUGCUGUUUUCUCAGAAGAGGAUUCACAGUCCUUGGGUGAUGUUUAUUCUUCUCCUUGGUAUCCAUCCUGUAAGUUAAAUACUACGAUGUAAAGUCAAUACAUCAUAUAUGUUACAUGAUAAAGGAACAAGAGAGGGAAGAAAACAAAGAUAUUUAUUUUACACACACACAUACACACACACAGAAACAUAUUAAUAACAAUAUAAGGAAGAAAUACCCAUGACAAUUGCAGUCUUCAUUUCUGUAACUGGUCACAUGGUGCUUUCACAUUUCUUCAGGAAUGUCCCAGAAAGGAGCUGUGGUGUUGUAACUGUCCAUUUCCAGGUGGUGAUGGCAUGUUGUGCAGAGCCAUCUAUAACCAGUCCUGGGUCUUGUCUCUUCUGUCUAUUGAUCUUAGGGAUCUCUCCAUGAGGCCAUAACUACAGGCUGGGAGAAUGAAGGUAGUGUGGCAAGAGCAGUGACCACGGGCAUUUGGGCCACUUGUUCUUAACUUGUCUGCUUUCAGGACCUGCUCAGCCCCAAGCUCACGUUACCACUUCCAUUUGAUGAUGGAGGCUUCUGUAAACACCUGACUUUAUGGAGAGCAGUUUGCUUUACUCAGAGUCCACCGAUGGAAUAUUAGUCUUAUCCAAAAACACCCUCAUGGAAACACCCAGAAUAAUGUUUGACCACAUGUCUGGGCACUGUGUAGUUCAGCCAAGGUGACACAUGAAAUUAACCAUCACAAGGAACAUCAGACAGUUGACAGAUUGGAAUGGGAACCACAGAUUAAAGUAUUUUAUCAGUGUUAAAUUUUCUGAAUUUGAUAACUACACUGACGUUACUUAAAAGCAUUUUUAGGAAAUGCAUACUGAGGUAUUGAGGGGCAAAGAUGCAUGACAUGUGCAAACCACUGUGAAUAGAUCAGAAAAAGUAAGUCGUGUGAGAGUGUGUACAUACACGUUGAGUGUACGAAUAAGACAGAAAUGUGGCAGAAUGUUAAACACUCGUGAUUCUGAAUAUGAGAGUUGUCCCUUAUUUUGCAACUUUAGACUUUGAAAUCAUUUUAAAAUAAAAUAAAAAAUUCAUGUGACCAGGGAGCACUAUAAUAGUGUUUAAGAGGCAUGAAAGUUCUGUAACAUUUUCACUGGCAACACCAUUGUGCUGAUACCCUUGUCAUAAAAUCAGAAGCGUUCAUUGCUUGACUUGGUUUCAGCGGAAUGGGUUACAUGCUUCAUGUGUGAAAUAAAAAAAGGAGGGGACAGCACAGGAGCACGGUCCUACAGAGCUCUAGUGCCGGCCCGUAAGUCCUUCUAGAAUAUUCUCUGACCUUUUCUUCUGAAUUGAAGACUUGGUAGGCGCCUGGGAGGCUCAGUCAGUUAAGCGUCCGACUCUUGAUUUCAGUUCAGGUCACGAUCUCACAGUUUGUGAGUUCCAGUCCCGUGUUGGUGUCUGUGCUGAUGGUAUGGAGCCUGGAGCGCGCACGCUCUCUCUUUCAAAAUAAGUAAAUAAACUUUAACAAAUAACAAAUAAAAAUGAGGAAGUAAAAUGCAGACUUGGUGUCGGAGGCUGGUUGUGGUAGAGAAGACCGUUAAAACUGAGAUAGAGGAAGGAUGGGAUAAGACGGGAUGAAUUUAGUCUGUCCGGUCCCCAGUGUUCAUAAGCGUGAAGUUAGUUCAUUCACUAGGAGUCAAAAUUGAUACUUUUUGUAAGUAGAACUGUUCUUGAGAAGCCAGUUGGCGGUAGCCCCUCUGGAAGUUUAUAGCCAUAGGCACAUAUUACUGCAAACUGAUCUGAUGCAAGGCUGCUACAUUUAAGUGCUAAUAGAAACCAAACUGACACUAUUAGCAGCAUGUCCUCUGGAAAAUAGAAAAAGGAAAGGGUGUCGGUAAAGUACUUUCUCAUAAUAGAAUCAAACGUAGAGGCGACACUAGAAUUGCAGUGGAAAAAUGAGGUAUGGCUUAGGAAGAACAAAGUGCUGCUGUAUUUUCUUACAUCAAAUUGAAAUCUGACUCUUGGGAAUAUUACUUUGGACUAUUUGAAAACUAUAUCUUGCGUGGAAGGUACAAUUUCAAGUAUGUCAACAAAUACCAAAAUAAUUUUGGUAGCACAUUGGAAUCUGGAGUAUUUACCUUCUGUAACGGUUUAAGGUUUUUAUCAUUUGUAAGUUGGCUAAUUUUUUGCCUACCGAAAUACUGCCGCAUGAUUUCCAUCGCAAAUGAACAUAUACCUUAAGAAUAAGGAAAGCUGUGCCGAGUGUCAGUAACGUGGUUCUGUUGUCUAUCCAGAUUCAAGUUCAGAGCACAGUUGUCUCUAAAUUGUCCGUCAGAUAGCUAAUGACUAAAAAUUAACACUAAGUGAUAAACUAACACUGAGGGAGCUUACUUUUAAAAGGAAGUCUUCUAAAAACUUCUACACAAUCCUUUCGAUGUGCUAUAUUCCCUAAAUUAUCUUUGUCUUCACAUCUUUGUAUGUAUUAAGUUCAGUCAUGCGACAUGGCCAGGAAAUGAAGUAUUCAAGUUGACUGUUCUUGUAAAGCUGUAUGUUUUAUAAUAAUUGUGAAUUUUCAAAUCAUCUUACUACAGUAAAAUUCUUUACUGUGUAUUGUUCAUCUUCAUUUGGAAAUCCCACAGACAUUUUACAUAGUUUUAACUCACAAAGUUUAUGUUUACCAAAUCUAUAGACACCCUCCCCCACAUCUGUAUCUUACGAUAACCAAGUACAUAUCAAGAAAAUUCUAGUUGAAUCUGAAAAUCUCUUCUAUGUAACAUUUGUGUUUAGAAAAUAUCUUCAUGGGGAAAACCCCCCAAAACAAAAAAAAAAUAUUUAUAGCUCUCAUAUUUUUAUAUCGAAGUAUAACUUACAUACAGUAGAAUUCACUCUCACUGGCAUACAGUUCUGAGUUUUAACAAAUGAAUACAGUUCAUGUACAACAUUUUGAAGAUUUAUCUUGUCUUUUAUUCCAAGUACUUUGUGAUUUCGUGGUCAUUGAUGGAUUACCAUUUUGAAUUGAAGGGAUUGUACUACAGCUUUUCAGAAUUUUGUAAUUUUAGUAAUUUCCAAUGUUUUGGCUUUGUGCUUAGGAGUAUUAAUAAAUAACAUACUAAGGAAUUUACUUUUCUUCUCUUUUCCUAACUUCAGCACCUUAGUGUAGCCUGUAUCGUUUCUGGCCUCAACCAUUGUAGCAACCUGUGCGUCGGCUUCGCUGUCUUCCACGUGAAUUCCUUUCUAACUCAUUUUCCACGCUGCUGCUGCUGCUGCUGGUCUUUCUAAGGUACAGAACUGAUUAUCUCAAUUCUCUGCUUAAAAGCUUUCAUUGGCUCCUGUUGCCUGUAGAACAAAAUACGAACCUUUUCAAAUCAGAGUCUUUCACGAGCUGGUUCCUGCCUCAAGUCUGGCCAUGCCUUCCUGCCCGUUCCUUCUUUUGCGUUUGCCUGUCCGCGCUAAUUGCUGAUUCCCAGACAUGCUGUGUUCUCUGUCAUCAUGGUAGUUUUGUGUUUUCUUCGGACAUGCAGGCCUUUUUUUUUUUUCCCCCCAUCGGUGCCUCACUUCCCCAAACCUUCAGAUGUGGUCAGGUGUCCUCUGGGUGUUCUGCGUGCCUCGUGCCUCUGCAGUGGUGUUUGUGCCUGUGGCUUCUUCACUUGCCCAAGCACCUCCUCUGGCCCCUGAGCUGCUUGGCAUCAGGGAGGAUGUCCACUCCGGUGUUGCCACUGGUGUGCACAAUACUGGAUACAAGCAAGCGUUCAGAGUAUUGUUCACUUAGUAUCGUUUGCUCUAGGUGGGGAGGAGGGAAAUGUGUUAUCACAGCAACGGGCACCAGAAUUCUUUGUAUGGAGGGAGCGGCCUUGCAGGUGGGUAUUGCCUUGACCUCAGGCUCACUCAGGGAUGGGAGUAUGGGUGUUAGCUAGGGCUGAGAGGUCAGAAGUAGAGGAAGCUGCCUGACAGGAAACACGGGGACAGAUUUGUUGGGUUUGCUCCUCAGAGAGAAAGAGAGAGAGAAAAGGAGGAAAGUCGGAAAAGCCUUGUGAAGCCAGGGAAUAGGUGAGCUAAAGACCCCCUCCUUCAAAGACUGGAAGACGGUGAGAAAUUAAGACUGUUCCUCCUUCUGGUUCCCUUUUCAUUGCUGCCCUGUGUGCCAGAAAUCUCUGCCUUUCUGCAGAAAUCUCCACCAAAGCCUUUCUUACCAAGGGAUGCUUUCUGCCUGUGUUCGGGUUUUGUUACUUUCAUAGAACUCGGGAGGAGCCCCUGUCACGCAGGGAUCGAGCAGUGCGGAGCAGAGGUACCUGAGGAUCUCAGAGGGCACUGAGGAUAUGUCAGCUCUCCUGGGAAUUGAGAGAAGCCUUGGAGGGGAGGGAAAGGCUUUGGACCAGCACAAGUCCUGGCUCUGCCGGUGUGAGUCCUUUGGUUUAGAUUAUUGAGCUGGCAAGCCCCAGCCAGUAACUAGGAUACAUACACGAGAAAAAAGUGGAAAUGAAUGUACAAGAUGAGAGUAGCUAGUAUUAGGAUGGGGGGGUUAUAAUCGCUGCCACCUCUGAAACUGUUUCUGUUACAGUUCGUGAUAAAAGAAAAGUUCUAAAAAGAGAGAAAUGUCUACAAUAUCGUGCUGUGAUCUUAUUCUCCCCAGUGCUUGGAAAUUAGAGGUCAGUGUUGAUUUCUUUAACAUUGAAGGUGCUAGAAAGGGGAAGGUGAAAGUAAUUAUUGAGGAAUAGGGAAUUUGAGCCAGGACUGAAACUCCUUUCUUUACCAAAAACAGGAACUUUUUUUUUAUUGACUUGUUAGGCUUUGUCCCCCCACCCUUUUUUUUUAAAUUGAUGAAAUAAUGUCUCAGAGAGGAAAAUUAACCUGUUAAGUGCCUGAAAGUUGGGCAAGCUCUUGUGUAAGACAAGAGUAGUGUUUAAGCUUUCUAAGUUGGUGUUCUGUAGAUCACAGAUUUAUAAUAAAUCAUGGCUUAAUUGUUUUGGUUUCAGCGGGGAAAGGCUGUUGCCCGACUUCCUGUUGCACUUGCGGCUAAUCUCACAAUGCUGCUUUCUGUAAUCGUUCUCCUUUUCUUCCGAGAUGAAAAAAGUCACAAAACCAUUGACAAGGUCACAGUACGCUACUAUGUUGUCUUAUAGUUAUUGCUGUUAUUGAAGUGUUCUUGAUAGUGACAAGAUUGAUGCUGGAUUGUUCUGUCAUUUGUGUCUUCUCCUCGUGCUCGGGUUUCAUGCAUGUAGCUAUAAUUACAAUCUCAAAAGAUUGACGUAUCAACUCAAAUGACACUUGACCAAUUUAGAGUGGGAAACACAAACAACUACCUGAAACACUUGUGUUUGCUUGAUGAGUGCAUGUUUUCCUUUUGGGUAAGGCUAUCAAUGUAAAAUAGGGCUGCUUGCAAUGCAUGGAAUUAGAAAAAAAGGGAGUUGGUUGUAUACUCUACCAGAGAAAGGCUUAGGAGAACAAUAUGGCCGUCUCCGGGAUAGGGGUGUUGCUUCCUAGGGGACCUGGUAUUUGAAGCUAAUGAUCAGGGUGUCCCCUGGAAAGUGCUAGAAACACAUUACCUCAUUUAGCAUUCUGUUUUUUAGUGUUCAUUUUUUCCCAUCUACCUUUUGUUGUCCACUCUUUAAAUAUCUUAGUUCUUUCUGUAGUUUCGACAGUUCAGAUUCUAGGUUUAUAGUGGUUUUUGUCGCGUGAGGUGACUUUUUAGAGAUCUCAUUUCAUCCCCCUGUGUAUGUUGGCCAAGCUGAUUUCUGAGGCAUUUUGCUGUUGACUCAAUGCAUUGCUUCUCUGGUACUCCCGCCUGGAGUAGAAAGACCAUGGAUAAUCUUUUUUUCCAUCCUUAACACAGCCUUAUUCUUCUCUCUGUCUUUUAAUCCUUCUCUCUUUCUGUCCUGGAUCCCAUCAUUUAUCCCUUCCCGAAGGAUCUACUCUCUCUGCCCACAGGCCUUCUCUUUCAUCUGACUGCUGAGUUGGAAAAAUAUUUCAUAUAAUUCUUUUCCCAUUCUCACUCUGUUCCUUCCUUUCGUAUCCUUAAAUCGAAUGAAGUUUUUAAGGUUGUUGUCUUGUUUGCCCCUCCCCAGCCAUAUACCCUGACCUCCCAGCCUAGACUUGGGGAUGAAACUAUGACUCAGGAACAGCCAACUGGAAGAGAUGCUCAGGACAAGGUGAUGGUAAUAGGGGAGCAGCAGGGAACUGUGCAACUCGCGUGCCCCGUCAGGGAGCACCACCAUCCCAGCACCUCUGUGUUCACCAGCCCUAAACUCUCAGAACCCGUGUUCAGGGUUUUUUCUGGAGAUUUCAUGAUGUAGGCAUGACUGGUUAAAUCACUGGCCAUUGGCGAUUAACUUAAUCCCUAGUGCCUCUCUCUUCCCUGGAGGGGACAGAGGGGAGGGUGGGGCUGAAAGUCCUAGGUCUUUCUAGCAACCAGUCCCCAACCUGAAGUUCUCUGGGGCCCUUAGCCCCCAGUCAUUUUAGCAUACAAAAGACACUCUUACCACUCUGGACAUUUCCUAAGCUUCUAGAAGCUGUGUGCUGGGAGCCUCGACAAAGACCAAAUCUACAUUUCCCGUUGUACCGCCUUUUGACUUCAUCGUUAAUGAGGGUUGGGUUUUUUUGUUUUUGUUUUUUUUGUUUUUUCCUGGCAUUCUUUCUUCGGAUUCUGUACACUGUUCAUUUCCCCACCUUUUCUCUGGCUCUUUUUCUUCCUGCAUCCUAACUCCUGAUUGUCAGCAAGACUUGCCCUUCUUUUUGUGUGGUCUCCUGAGGACUUUUUUCUUAAAGUGUUUGCUCCUCUCCUAAUAACUUGUUUUCCCUCUGCCCUUCUAAGUUCUUUGGGACCUCUGGAACAAAAGACAGAUUAAUAUGAGAAGAACAUACAAAUUUAUGUAAAAAGUCUUAUGUGACAUGGGAGCCUUCAUAAGGAAAGGAAGACCCAGGAGACAUAAACCUGUGCAUUAUCGUGUUAGGUUUGAUGGAGUGGAAAGUUGUAGAAAAGGAGUAAGAGAGGACCAAGGUAUGAGGUAAGUGUGGUAACUGGAGAGAAACCUAGCAAGGCCUGUUUGUUCACACUCCUCCCUGUGUCCCUUGUCUACAGAGAUAGGGAUGCUCAUGGGACUCCUGGGUGGCUUAGUCAGUUAAGCAUCUGACUCUUGAUCUCGGCUCAAGUCAUGAUCUCAUGGUUCAUGAGUUCAUACCCGGCAUCAGACUUCUGCACUGAUGGCGCUGAGCCUGCUUGGGAUUCUGUCUCUCCUUCUCUCUCUGCCCCUCCUCCGCUUGUGUGCUCUCUCUCUCUCUCUCUCGCUCUCUCAAAAUAAAUAAAUUAAUUAACUAAAAAUAUUUUUUUUAUAAAAAAUAAAAAUGAAAAAAAGAGAUAGGGAUGCUCCUUCCUCUGGUACAGGGAGGGUGCGUUUCACAGGAGGUCUUGCUUCAGGGGAAGGUCAGAAACUCCUUCCUGUACCUGCUGUUGAUUCUGAGAUUACUUCAGUUUAAAAUAUCCACCAUGCCAAGGUGCUGUGUUUGGUGGGUGGAUGGCAUGUUCUGAGCCCCAUCAGUGUGCUGUCUCUGCCAAACUUCAGUUCCUUGUCUAGAACUGUCUACAUGGCAGCCUUUUCGGAAUGCCUAGCUGUCCCUCCAAAAUCAGUGUUGAAACCCCAAAACUUCCCCGUUCAACUUCCCCUUUCCACAGUAUUCACCAGUAACACUACCAUUCACCAGACUUUCAUUUCUUGUACUUUAGAUAUGGGGCCAAAGGGCAGAGGGAGGAACAGAGUUUCGUUUAUUUAUUUAUUUUUGAAAGUGGGGACCCUGUCCUGUUUGCUUUUGUGGUCUCAGCACCCAAAUCCCAAAUCAGGGGUUCAGCAAAUGUUUCUUGAACUGAAUAUUGCAGUGAUUCUUAGGUUCGCCCGUUCCUCUUUGCUCUAGUGUCUACUCAGACCAGAGUCUUGUUAGCAUACAUCUGGUUUAUUGCAUUAACCUCACCACCUUUUAGCUUUAGUCUUCCCCUUGCUGCUUUCCACAUGGCACACUACUGCCAAAACAGUUUUCUAAAACCUUACUUUCAUCUUGUCAAGAGCCAUUAUUGUUUAUGGAUUCAAUUGAAACCAGUCUGGCAUUCUAAGUUUUGAAUCCCCUAGUUUCCUGUUCCUACUUGAUGUAAUAUUUUUCUGUUUUUCCCACAUAAGCCCAUUGUAGCUAAUUACAACAAUCCUCUUCUUAUUCUGUGUUAGGAAAAGACUUAUUCCUACUUAUGCUUUUGCUCCUGAUAUUCUUCUAGCCCAGAAUUCCCUAGCUGAUCUCUUAUUUUCAAAUCAUAUACUUCUUAAAGACCUAACAGCUGGCUCAUGUGUCAGUAGGUACUCAGUGAAUGUUUGUUAAAUGAGUAAAUGAGAACUUGUAUUCUCAGUGAGCAUUUGUAAGUAGCUUUACAUGACAAUGAUAUCCCCCCCAAUAUCCAUAGACUCCAUAAUCCUUUCUAAUCAAUUACAUUUCUUGUAGUUUAUUGCAAGUUUAUUAAGUGAUUAAUCCAUUGGAUAAAAUGGUAUCUGAGUAUCUCACUCAUUUACUAACAACUUACUUGAAAUGGCUUCAAAAGCAUUCUUCUUCUUCUUUACUUUUACUUUAAUUGUAAAAGUGCUUUAAAUUAAGCCUUUUCUUAGCUUUAACACAAGUGAAUUCUUGGAUCUAAUCAAAUGAUUUCGGCACAUGCUCUGAGCAAUUACAUUUGUGCAGCUUAGCAGAAACUAUGGCAACAGAAUGAAAAAUGUGUUUUUCCUGAUUGUUUUCCUCCAUGAGAUUGGGAAGUUCCAACUUAAACAUCUCAAGUUAAAAGAAAUGGUCAUAGAUAAGAUGCGUUACAAAUUACUUUUGGUGGAAUUGCCUAGAAAGUUGGGUUAAGAAGCCAUUUAUCAAUCAUAAGUUUAUGGCUCAAAUCCUGGAAGGAGGUGCCAAGGAUUACAAAUAGUAAUCUUUGCUGGGAAUAUGGGAGAUUUUCAAGGUUUACUUUAGACCUAUUUAUAUUGUCUAUUUUUUUAAGCCACAAACCAGGAUUAUUUUAUAAUAAUAGAACAAACAACAAAGUUAUUUAAAUUUGGGAGAAAAGACAGUUAUCUGGUUUGUCUAAAUUUAUUAUUUAAAAAAAUACAUCAGUCAUAUUUUCCUACACAGGCACACAACCAUAUUAUUAUACAAGGAACCAAAGGAAUCCAGUUGUAGUGUAAAACACCAAGUACUUUAUAUUCAUUGUGUAAGACAAGAUUUUUCCUUUAAGAGCUAUUAAUAGGUCAGACUGUUUUCUAAAGAGAAUCAGUUAAACAACUGAAAUUCGUUUAAGUUUUGGCAAAUCUUUUGUAAAGUUCCAUUGACUUCUUGUAAAGGAACUCAUGAAAUUCACCCUUAAAAGUGAUUUCCUUAUCAGGAAAUAUGCAUUAUAGGAUAAUAACACUAAUGAAGAAGUGAAAGAUUUUCAAUGGGGGUAGUUUCCAAUAUCUUAAUAAGAAAAAAAUUGGUGAAAAUUGCUUUAUGAAAGCAUUAUCUUUUCUAAAUGAAUAAACUGAGUAAUGCAUUAAUGUAAAAAAAAAAUCCUUUUGAUGAGAAGAGACUGUCUAAGCUGAUUAACAAUAGAGAUAGGCCUAACAUAGAUCUUGAAAGGUUUAAAAAUAUUUUCUUUGUUUUAGUCUGCGCUUACUAAUAUUUAACAACUCAUGAGAUAGGCAUUGAAAUAGCUGCUAGACACAAAUAACUGACAUGGUUGUACUAUUAUGUACUAAUUAAUAGCUUAUGUAGCAACUAAAUAGUUUGUUGAUAUUCUUUGUUAUUUUAUAUAUUUGUGAAGAGGUUUCAUAAGGCAUUCUUUCUGUGGGAAGGAGUUAAUCCUUUUAGUUAGGAUUUGGGAGCUGAGGGUAAGGUUUUGGUGCCAUUAUGUUAUUAGAGCCAGAAAUCCAGAAAUGCCCAACCUCUGCCCAGCCAAUCUACUCUUAUCCUUUGGGAGUCAUGAGGGGACUGUCUGCAAGGAACAGUAGUAGCCAGUGGGACUCAGAGGUGCCACAUUAAUAAAGGCUUGUAAACUUCCAGCACAUCAGUGUAGAAGUCUCCUUAACAGUGGCCUUGGUGCAAGCAGUUUGGGCUUAAGGCCUAUGUCGGGACUCCUGCUUCCCUUCCAACUUCAUCCAAUCACCAAUCACCCCAUCACAUUCAAUCAGCAUGUUGAGAUGAGUGUUUGAUUUGGAGGGGAGGGGCACCUGGGUGGCUCAGUUGGUUGAGCAUGGGACUCUUGAUUUUGGCUCAGGUCAUGAUCCCAGGGUUGUGUGAUUGAGCCCCAUGUCAGGCUCCACACUUACUGUGGAGCCUGCUUAAGAUUCUCUCUCUCUCUCUCUCUCUCUCUCUCUCUCUCUCUUUCUCUGUCUCUCUCUUUCUCUGUCUCUCUCUCUUUCUCACUCUCAAAAAAAAAAAAAAAAAAAACUGGAGGGGAGAACAAACUAGUAAGUGAACCAAGUCCCAAAAGAACCUCUGAAUCUGCUUAGUUGAUUAUCGUAUACAGUAGUCUCCCACCUUACCCACGGGAGAUCGAUUCCAAGACCCCCAGCAGAUGCCUGAAGCCACAGAUAGUACCAAACCCUCUAUAUACUAUGCAUUCUCCUAUACAUAUAUACCUAUAAUAAAAUUUACUUUAUAAAUUAAGCACAGUAAGAGAUUAACAACAAUACUUAAUAAUCAGGACAGUUACAACAGUGUACUGUAAUGAAAGUUGUGAGACUGUGGUCACUCUCUCAAACUAUCUUAUUGAACUGUACUCACCCUUCUUGUGAUGAUGUGAGAAAAUAAAAUGCCUGUGUGAUGAAGAGCUGAGGUGAGGUGGAUGAUGUAGGCAUUGUAACAUAGCGUUUGGCUACUAUUGACCUUCUGAGGAUGGUCAGAAGGAGGAUCAUCUGUGCCCGGCCCAUGGUGAACUGUGAGUAACUGAAACCACAGAAGGUGAAACUGUGGAUAAGGGGACUGCUGUGUAGUGAAGGAGAAGUGCAAGAGAAUGGCCACUGCGCCCCAGGAGGUCAGGCCAGGCCAGGCCAGGAGUUGGAGGCAAUGAAACAAACCUUGUGUGGAGACUGUUGCUUUAACACAGUGACCCCACCUACUGUUAACUGUGCCCAGUCAGGAUUUUGGACUCUUGAAUAAUUAGAUUAGUAACUGCUCUUACCUGUGGGUAGGACUAGACAGGGGGUGGGCAGAGGCUUGCCUGGCACAGGAAAAGGAGCUCCUGCAAGCACAAUAAAGUGCCAUUUACUUUCACAUAGGAAGGCAAACAAUGGACAGUUCUGUCUCUCAGUUCUAAAUGCUCGGUUCUGGUACGGUCUGGCCCCAGGGAUGGAGUAGCUCCUGAUCAGCAUACAUUUUGGACUUUACUAAGGCGUGUAAUGACUCAGAAACGCAGAUUUCUGUGAUUGGCUGAUGUUUACUUUACCUCCAGGGUGAAAUACAAUGUGUAAAUAUUUUAAGUCUUGUUCUAAUAAAUGUUGGUAUUGUGCUGGGAAGUUGGAGCUCUUGAUCUUGGCUUAAUAAUUUAAUUAAGAGGAAUAUAGUUUUAGACUUUCAUAUUCAAAGGCUUCUAAAUAGUGACAAUAGCAUAGAAAUGAGAACCAUUUAGACACCUAGACUCACAUGCCCAAACGUAUGUUUGUUGGUUCUUAGGAUUCUAUAUAUAGUAUCAUAUUUACCAUUUGUCUAUAUGUGUUUUAUUGUUAACACAGUGAAAAAAGUCUUUAUAACUGAUAAAUUCUUCCUCAUGCCUAAAUAUUGAUAGAGCUUCCUAUUAAUUUGCUUCCAUAUGUCUGAUUACUCACUUUGCCUAACAGAUGUCAUGUAAAAGAAUUAUAUGGAUAUUAAGUUCAAGAUCCCUGAGUUGGGCUUAUAUCAAAUUACCUUUUUAAUUUUAUUUUACUCUUUGAAGUUAACUUGCGAAGGGAGUAAAGUAGAAACUCUGUAACUGUAGGGGAGGAGAACCUUUCCCUUCCUUUCUUCUAGGUUCUUUGGCUGGCCUAAUAAUUAAAUUGAUAUAACACAAGUUAACAGGGGGAAAAAAAACACAUUUAAUUUUGUAUGUACAGGAGCCUAAAGAAAUACAAGACUGAAAGAAGUGACCAAAGCAGGUAGCUUUGUGAAGAAUUGACAAAAGGGUUUAGGCUUGGGUAUCGAAUUAGGGAGGCAGUAACAGUUUGUUUAUAUAGCUUUCUUGGCCCUAAAUCCCCUAUUUCUGAUAAUAAGGAUGCCUUCUACCCUCCUAGUACAGGGAGGAUACCUUUCAAAUGAGAGAUUUAUUUGCUGCCUUCAGGGUAGACCCAGGAGGUCACUGUCCUUUCACUGGCUGUGUCUUAAGGAACUUUAAUUCUAAAGAACCAGUAUGCCAAAGUGGCGUAUUUGGAGGGGGCGUGUUCUGCUCCCCUUCAUGAUGUUGACUGUAAUGAGGGAAGACUUUUGUUUCUCAUAAUUUCACAAAAAGACCGUCUACUGGAGAAUUCCAUUGUAGAAAACAGCUGUAAAAUCUGGAUUUAAUGUAAAAAGCAACUAUUUAAGGCACUGGAGAGUGAACAGAAGCAGAUAGACUCUACUGGGGAGUACACAGUUGGAGGAGGGAAGGGAGGGAGCUAUAAGAAGUAACUUUGCCUUUUCACUGAUUUUAGCUUCAGGCUAAGUACAGUCUGUACUCUGGGGACUCUGGUGGAAAAACAGUAGUCUCUUUGGCCAGGGAGACUAGAAAACUGAAACCAGAGAACCCUGAUCACUGAAGAUAGGGGAGAAAUCCCAGAAAAAGAAGAGCCAGAGGAGGGGGAGUCCUUAGCUUUUGUGAGCACACAUCUCUGACUGCCCUCUGAGCCCUGCGUGAGUACAGUGGACUCAGAAAAACUCGGGUAAAGACAAAGAAUCUCAACUGGACUGGAACUGCCUCCUAAGAAAAAUAGUUUACAGUUCAAGCCGACCCAAGAUAUUUGCCGGCUAAAGGAAAGAAACAACUGUCACUGGAGAAAAAAACAAUCUCUCAUCUCCACAAAUUAACAUUUCUACAGUCCAUAAUUACCCCAUAUAUGGAGAAUCAAGAAAAUGGAACAUAUCAGAGAGGAAGAAAAUCAGUUGAAUUCUACCCUGAGAUGAACGAGAUAUUGGCUGUACCAGGCAAGACUUUUAAAGCAGCUGUUAUAAUAUCCUCAGUGAAAUAAAACGUCAUGCUCUCAGUGAAAAACAAAACAAGAAAUCCUAUCAGGAAAAUAGAAACAAUGAAAAAGAACCAAAUGGAAGUUCUAGAGUCGAAAAAUACAAUAUUUGAAAUAAAAAUUCAGUAGCUGGAUUUAACAGUUGAAUGGAGGUGCAAAAGGAAAAGUACAUGAACUUUGAAGAUAGAGUAAUAGAAAUCAAUUUGAAGAACAGAGAGAAAACAUAUUGGGGGGGGCGGAAUGAACAGAGUCUCAGGGACUUUUCAGGUUGAAUCAAACAGUCUAACAUGGACAUAAUUGGAAUUUCAGAGGAAAGACAGAAUAGGAUAGAAAAUUUUCUUUUGAAAAAUUAAGGCUGAAACCUCCCAAAUUUGAUGAAAAACAAACUUACAGAUACAAGGUCCUUAGUGAAUACCAGGGUGACUGAACCCAAAGAAGUCCACAUCAGUACACAUCACGGCAAAACUUUCAAAAGCAAAUGUUGAAAGCAGUAAGAGAAACAUGAUACAUUUAAAUUACUGCCUUCACCUGGGAAACCAUGGAGGCCAAAAGAGAAUGGAAGAACAUGUUUUUAUAAAGUGCUGGAUAUUGAGGAGGGCACCUGUUGAGAUGAGCACUGGGUGUUGUAUGGAAACCAAUUGGACAAUAAAUUUCAUAUUAAAAAAUAAAUAAAUAAGCAGGAAAAAAAAGUGCUGGAAGAAAAGAAAAAAGCCUGUCAACCCAGAAUUCUUUAUCGAAGAAAAAUAUGCUUCAAAAGUGAAGAGGAUUCCAGAUUUAGUUAGUGGCAGCAGUGACACAACUUGUGACUAGACUAAAAAGCAUGGACAGAUACGCUUUAAAAGGGUGAGUUUUAUGGAAUGUGAAUAUCUCAAUAAAAAGAUUUGAAUGAAGGUAAGAAAGACUCUUUCAGAUCAAAGAAAACUUAGAGAAUUCUGCGCUACAAGAAAUGUCAAAGGAAGUUCUUCGAGGCUCAAGAAAACUUACACCAGAUGAAAUUUUGGAUCCUUGGAAAAGAUAAGAAAGAUCAUCAAAAAUGAUAAAUAUCUACAGAAAUGCAGAAGUCUCUCUCUUUCCUCUUUCUUUGUAAAUCAUAUAAGGAAAACUGAUAGCAUUGUCUUGUGCAUAAUCGCAUAUAUAGAAGAUAUUAACUCCAUUUAAUAUAUAUCAGUAUUCCAUAAAGAAUGAUUACAAAGUUUCUACAGUUUUAGGAAAAUGGAACAGUAUUAAUUAUAAGAGGACUGUGGGUAAUUAAAGAUGUACACUACUCCUUAGGGCAACAACUGCACUAAUAAUGUAACAAAGUAGAGCUAAAAUGCCACGUGAAAAUUGAAAUGAAAUUCUAAAAACCAUUUAAAUGUUUUGCUGUUGCUGUUUUUAAGUCAGGAAAGUAGAAACAUGGGAACAAACAGAAAAAACAAGUCAAGGGGCGCCUGGCUGGCUCAUUUGGAAGAGCAUGCGACUCUUGAUCUUGGGGUUGUGAGUGCAGGCCCCACGUUGGGUGUAGAGGUUACUUAAAUAAAGGGAAGAGGCAAGUUAAAAACAAGCAAUAAAAUGGUAAACCCAAAUCCAGCCAUCUCAACAAUUUCAUUAAAUUGUCAGUAGGUUAAGUUCAAUGGGUGUAGGGUUUGGUGUGCAAAAUUAAAAAGUUCCAGAGAUCUGUUGCAAACACAGUACAUGUACUUAACACCACUGUAUUAUAUACUUAAAAAUGGUUAGGGUGGUAAAUUUUAUGUUACAUGGUUUGACCACAAUUAAAAUAUUUUAAUUAUACAUUUAGUUAAACUUUGGAAGGACACUGAAGUCACUUAUCCCCCUGAAACUUUUAAUUCUAGAAGUUCGCAGUUGGGUCUGACUUGCUUGAAGUUGGAGGCCCAGAGCAUUAUUUAUUUGCAAACACUUAUAAUGAUGCUCAGUGGCACACAACAAGCUCCGUAUAAAUUUAACUCCUUGAAUCCGCAUCAGAUCCCUAUGAGCUAAUUUAACAGGACAUGCAGAGAAGGUGGGGAUUGAAAAUUUUGAGCUCCUCAAGGUCCUAGGAACUGGAGCUUAUGGAAAAGUAUUUCUGGUUCGUAAAAUCAGCGGUCACGAUACUGGAAAGCUGUAUGCCAUGAAAGUACUGAAAAAGGCAACAAUAGUUCAAAAGGCCAAAACCACAGAGCACACGAGGACAGAGCGGCAAGUCCUGGAGCACAUCAGGCAGUCAGCAUUUUUGGUGACGUUGCACUAUGCUUUCCAGACAGAAACCAAACUUCAUCUCAUUUUAGAUUAUAUAAAUGGUGGAGAACUUUUUACUCAUCUUUCUCAAAGAGAGCGUUUCACAGAGCACGAGGUGCGGAUCUAUGUUGGAGAGAUUGUGCUUGCCCUCGAACAUCUCCACAAGUUGGGGAUUAUAUACCGUGACAUUAAGCUUGAGAACAUUCUACUUGAUUCUAAUGGCCACGUGGUGCUGACAGAUUUUGGUCUGAGUAAGGAGUUUGUGGCUGAAGAAGGUGAAAGAGCAUAUUCCUUUUGUGGAACUAUUGAAUACAUGGCACCAGACAUUGUCAGAGGGGGAGAUUCAGGACAUGACAAGGCAGUUGACUGGUGGAGUUUAGGUGUUCUAAUGUAUGAGUUACUAACUGGAGCGUCUCCUUUCACUGUUGAUGGAGAGAAGAAUUCCCAAGCUGAGAUAUCUAGGAGAAUAUUAAAAAGCGAGCCUCCAUAUCCUCAAGAAAUGAGUGCUUUAGCUAAAGACCUGAUUCAGCGUCUUUUGAUGAAAGAUCCCAAGAAAAGAUUGGGAUGUGGUCCACGUGAUGCGGAUGAAAUCAAAGAACAUCUCUUUUUUCAGAAAAUAAAUUGGGACGAUCUAGCUGCCAAAAAAGUGCCCGCCCCAUUUAAGCCGGUCAUCCGAGAUGAAUUAGAUGUGAGUAACUUUGCAGAAGAGUUCACAGAGAUGGAUCCCACGUACUCCCCUGCUGCGCUGCCCCAGAGCUCCGAGAGGCUGUUUCAGGGCUAUUCCUUUGUCGCUCCUUCCAUUCUGUUUAAGCGGAACGCGGCCGUCAUAGAUCCUCUUCAGUUCCACACAGGAGUUGAUCGCCCUGGAGUGACGAGUGUCGCCAGGAGCGCAAUGAUGAAGGACUCCCCAUUCUAUCAACACUAUGACCUAGACCUGAAGGACAAGCCACUGGGAGAGGGAAGUUUCUCAAUAUGUCGAAAGUGCAUACACAAAAAAAGUAACCAAGCGUUCGCAGUCAAAAUAAUCAGCAAAAGGAUGGAGGCCAAUACUCAGAAAGAAAUAACAGCCCUGAAACUCUGUGAAGGACACCCCAAUAUCGUGAAGCUGCAUGAAGUUUUCCACGACCAGCUUCACACAUUUCUGGUGAUGGAACUUCUGAACGGGGGAGAGCUGUUUGAACGUAUUAAGAAAAAGAAGCACUUCAGUGAGACCGAAGCCAGCUACAUCAUGCGGAAGCUCGUUUCAGCUGUAAGCCACAUGCAUGAUGUCGGCGUGGUGCACAGAGACCUGAAACCCGAGAAUUUAUUGUUCACUGACGAAAACGACAAUUUGGAAAUUAAAGUAAUCGAUUUUGGGUUUGCGCGCUUAAAGCCGCCUGAUAACCAGCCUCUCAAGACACCCUGCUUCACCCUGCACUAUGCCGCCCCGGAGCUCUUGAACCAUAAUGGCUACGACGAGUCCUGUGACCUCUGGAGCCUGGGCGUCAUUUUGUAUACAAUGUUGUCAGGGCAAGUCCCAUUCCAAUCUCACGACAAAAGUUUGACAUGUACCAGUGCAGUGGAGAUCAUGAAGAAAAUUAAAAAGGGAGAUUUCUCCUUUGAAGGAGAAGCCUGGAAGAAUGUAUCCCAAGAAGCUAAAGAUUUGAUCCAAGGACUUCUCACAGUCGAUCCAAAUAAAAGGCUUAAAAUGUCAGGCUUGAGACACAAUGAAUGGCUUCAAGAUGGCAGUCAGCUGUCCUCAAAUCCUCUGAUGACUCCAGACAUUCUAGGAUCUUCAGGGGCUGCUGUGCAAACCUGUGUGAAAGCCACCUUCCACGCCUUUAACAAAUACAAGAGAGAGGGGUUUUGCCUGCAGAAUGUCGAUAAGGCCCCUCUGGCCAAGAGAAGGAAAAUGAAGAAAACCAGCACCAGCACAGAGACGCGCAGCAGCUCGAGCGAAAGCUCCCACUCGUCCUCCUCCCAGUCCCACGGGAAGACCACCCCGACGAAGACACUGCAGCCCGGCCACCCCGCUGACGGCAGCAACCCGGACACCCUCUCCCACUUCUCGGACUGAGCGCGGGCGGGCGGAGGGCAGGACUGUCGCCGCCGACGACCCAUCGCACCCGCGUGCCCUCAGCCUGUGCCUGAGGUGACGUCGUGCGCUUUUAAAAACGUGCCCCGUUGGUCUUCGCGGAACCUGCCUCUUAGGGAGUCGUUUUCAGGCAAACCCAACUGGUUGCCCGUGUCCAAAAAGCACUGCACGGAGAAUGUUACUGUGAACAGAGCACACGUUUUACUGUUGAGUGACCUGGCGUGACGCCAACAGGACUGUUCCUGAAAGAGCAGGGGUGUCUGUAAACCUACUUAGGGACGGGUCAGGUUCGAGCUGCUUACAAAACGAGUCUCGGGUGUUCCAGACGUCCGCCCGCAGGAGUCACGCGUACGGUGAUGAUGAUGCCUUUUGCUUUGCCUCGGGGACCGUGUGGCCUUUUAAGAGAUGGGCCCCCGCGGAGCAGUGCAGAGAUUGUGUAGUGAAUUUGAUGCGUGGCGUUCGCUCAUUUCCUGAGAGAGGGUUUUAACUUAUUGUCUUUGUUUUAUGGUUGCCUAUGAUGGUAACCUGUUGUUAUGAGUCCUUUUCUAAAAAGUAAAAGAAAAAAAAAAAGAUACAGGAACGUAAGGUCCCAUACUCUGUACUGGGGACCCAUCUGACAUGCAUGCUAAGCUACGUACGGUUUUAAUUUCGCACUGCUCUUUCCUGGCAGGUUGUUUUAAUGGUUAUUGCCGAAUAUUGAGGUACACGUCUCUGUUUUAAGUAAUACUGCACUUUGUAAAAGACUAUGGAUAAAGCAAACUAUUUUAUAAAGUGCACCAUUUAAAGCACAUGUGCUGCAUUUUUGCCCGUUUUUCCAUCAUCCGCUUUAAAUUUGUCCUCACGUCCCCCUUCUACCUUGUCUGCGACAAGCAGAAUGGGCACAAUCACGAUCCACUUAGGCACCGAUGCGAAGAAAAUCUAAAGGAAAAUUCUAUGAAACACUGUGCUUCACAUCUGUGUACUGCGUUGUGCUGCAGCGAGGCAUGCCCUCCCGGAGUCGGAUAUUAUGUACAUACUAUUUUAGAAUCAUGACUCUGACUUGUCUUGAAAUUUUUCUGUUAAAUUUUAAAUGCAGAGAGCAUAUUUUAUAAACUUCCGCAGAGCCCUUUUGUUGCUCCAAAGUUCUGCAUUCCUACAGAAAACAAGUACUCUGUGAUGGAGACCUUUCACCAAAAAGAUUGCUUCCUUUUCAAAUACAAUGAAUUCAUUCCCUAUGCAAAAAGAAAAAAAAAAAAAGAUAGGAUUUGUACAUUGUAUUUUCUUUUAAAGCCAUCACAGGAAAUGUCAGGACUGAGAAAAGUGAUCUUGGCUGUGUUUACAAGAAUCAUGCUUAAAAAGAUAAUGCCCAACAUGUUUAUUUUAUAAUUUUUGUGAGUGAUAAUCUCUUGAGCAUUGGUUUGGAAUUUGGGCAUGAUAUUUAUUUAUUCCUUUCUUGAGAUAAUAGCAGCAUUAAUUUCAAACAGUUACAAAUACUAAAAAUAUUGCACUCUAUGUAAUAGUAUAUUUAUUACUAAAUCAAUGUACAUAUUAAUAGCACAGGCAAAAAAUGGCAAAUAUUAAAAUAUUUUCAAAAUACUGUAUCACUCUGUUCACAUUUUUGUCCGUGAAGGUUAUUGGAAAUGACUUUUUAUACUUUUUAGCGGCCCAAAUGGCUAUAUAAUUCUCACAAGUCAAUGAAACUUUUGUGCUCCUAGCUUUCAGUCAUUUCUGGUAAUGAUGGGAAAUCUUACAUGAAUUAUUACCACCAUAUAGCUAAUUCACAAAAUGUGAUUUCCUCAGGCACAGAAUUAUAAUAACCAAGAAAAUGUCCGUUUGUAUCUAUAGUUAUGUUAAAUAGAUUUGGAAAUGUCUAAGUUAGCUCUUCAGGUCAUUUUUUUUUAACUGUGCAUCCUAGUAGAAAAUACUACUUGCAGAGUAUAAACUAAACAGACUUUGUUGCUAAUGGAAAACGAUCCAGAAAAAUGGUCAGUGUAAUGAUUGAAGAUGCCAUUGACUCCUGGAUGUUGAAAUUGAGGGGUUUCAUUUUCGUUUAUUUUCAUUGCCUCUUCUUCAGAAGGACUUGACAGAAAAUGAAAUGGGUAAAAAGGCAGAGUAAGAAGAGGAAGGAAGGAGCAGCUAAUCCAUCCCAAUGAGGGUCUCUGAAUAAUCUAGAAUGGGCUUUUGAAAAGACCUAAAAGCACUCGGGGUGGUGCCCCAUGUCAAAUACCUUCAUCCCCACCCCGCUUAUGAAUUCCAGAAAGACAGCCUCUGAUGCUAAGCUUGCAGUGGUUACACUGUGUGCAAACUGUCACCGCCCAGUGACUUGUAUUCUAAAAUUCACAACACUUUCACUUAGUCACAUCAGAAGUAAGCUAAGAAAUAUUUUAUAUGAAAAUACUUCAUAUGAACUCUUUCUUAGUAUUAGGAGUAGAAUAGAAGUAGAUCCAAAAAAGCCCCCAAUAUAUAAAUACAUUAAUUUCUCUUUAUAAUAUUAAUUUUGGAGAUAAGGCGAAAUCACCCCUUCCUUUUUCCCUUAUUGAUUUUAUUGCAUGUCGUUUUCAUACCAUCAUAGACCCUGAUUCAAAUAUUUUAUAACUAUAUAUGGCUAAUGGAGAGUCAAGAAUAAGAAAAGGAAAGUCGUAGAGGAAACAAAUUUUAAAAGACCCAUUUCUUCUAACUACUGUGCCAGAUCCUGUGGCUGACUGAGUUAAAUCAGCUAUUUUGAAAUUCAUUAAUUCUUCCAAACCUCUAUAAAAUAAUAAGUCAAUGAGCCACUGGAACAAAAAAUCAAGCCUCCUGGGUUCAUUCCAAACAUGCUUGUUUGUGUUGGAGUUGCAGAUUCAUUUACCUGUGAAAAGCUGCUUUUUCAUUUUUUUA